Daucus carota subsp. sativus is the source of this 1829-nucleotide messenger RNA. RefSeq names its product pentatricopeptide repeat-containing protein At1g02370, mitochondrial-like. The record is from RefSeq and is a predicted model, not a curated record. Gene Ontology annotation, molecular function: protein binding. The coding region runs from base 126 to 1580 and encodes 484 amino acids. Gene Ontology annotation, cellular component: mitochondrion. Lineage: Eukaryota; Viridiplantae; Streptophyta; Magnoliopsida; Apiales; Apiaceae. The transcript has 2 exons.
GGUGAGCCCAGAAUAAAUCCCCGGAACAGGGGGCGCCAAGACCAUAAACCCCAACCUUAAACCUUCCUACCAGUACAAGUCGCAGGCGGUGAAAAGAGCUGGGGAAACCGAGAAAACAAUCAAGAAUGAUAUCGAUGAAGAAGAUGUUAAUGAAUCCUAGCCGUCGAUUUUCAUUAAGGUCAAGUAGAACCUUUUCUAUGCAACAGGCGGAGGCUCCGGUGAUGGGUGGUGGUAAGAUUGGAGUGAGAGGGGGGCUAUCUCUGUACAAGAGACUAUCGGCACUUGGUUUUAACGGAGGUACAGUGGCGGAUACUAUGAAUAAUUAUGUCAAUGACGGCAAUUUUUUCGCCAAGUUCGACCUUGAUUCUUGUGUCAAAGAGCUCCGCAAGUAUGGCCAGUACCCACUCGCAUUAGAGGUUAUGGAGUGGAUGAAUAAGAGCGGCAAUGGUUUUGCUCCCACUGACACUGCAAAGUAUCUGGAUCUGACAGCAAAAGUCAAGGGUAUAUCUGCUGCUGAAUAUUAUUUCAAUGGCCUCCUCCCGUCAGAAAUUCAUAAAUGUGCAUAUGGAGCUCUGCUUAACUGUUUUUGCCAAGGAGGACUGGAAGAUAAGGCACAUGCUCUGUUUGUGGAGAUGGAUAAGAUGGGUAUUGUUUCCACGAUUGCUUUCAACAAUCUUAUGACCUUGUAUAUGAAGAUACACCAGCCAGAGAAGGUGCCCGCUUUAAUUCAAGAGUUGAAGAACAGGAACAUGCCACUGGACAUGUUCUCCUAUAGUGUUUGGAUGGGUAGCUACUCAUCUUUAAAUGAUAUUAAAGCCGUGGAAAGGGUGUUCGAGGAGGUAAACCUAAUAUAUGGAAAACAGAACUACGAUUGGACAAUAAUAAGUAACCUGGCUUCAGCUUAUGUCAAUGUUGGACUUGAUGAAAAAGCUGAAUUAACUCUUAAAGAAUUGGAAAAAAAGGUAUUAAAUGUGAAGCGACCUGAUCGUAGACCAUUCCAUUACCUAUUAAACUUGUAUGCUGCAACUUCAAAUCUUGCCGAGGUCCAUAGAAUUUGGAAGGGGCUAAAGUCUGCAUUUAAAGUAACCACCAAUGUUAGUACUCUUCAUAUGCUUAAAGCUCUUGCAAAAUUAGAUGAUGUUAUUGGGUUGAAGAGUAUCUUUGAGGAGUGGGAGUCAACUUGUCCGAGUUAUGAUGAAAGGCUAGCAAAAACGGCAAUAGUCCUUUACUUAAAGCAUGACAUGACUGAAGAAGCUGGAAGGGUGUUUGAGCAUGUUGUGAAGAGGUGUGAAGGACCUUACUAUCGAUACUGGGAAAUGUUAAUGUCAUACUAUUUGGAGAAACAUGAAAUAGAUACAGCUUUAGAAUGCCUCGAAGCAGCUAUAUCAGAAGGUAAGAACAAUGAAUGGCAUCCGACCCCUGAAGAUGUUAACCGAUUUAUGGAGUACUUCAAGAAAGAUAAUGAUGCAAACGGUGCUGAAAUGUUCUGCAAGAUUUUGAGGAAAUUACAACCUCUCGAUCAUGGGACAUACACAUCAUUGUUGGAGAUUUAUGCAGGUGCCAGUCAGAUUGUAAGAUAGCAUCGGAGAUGCGUAGUAGUACAGAUGAUGGGAUUGAAAUUAGCUUAGAACUUGAGUACCGACUCAAAAAGGUUUUACCUUGAAUAGAUUGUUUCUUCACUGUUGAGGUGAUGCCAGACUUGCUAGUUUUUAAAACAUUUUCUAGUUGCAGGGGAGAGUCUGUAUUGAUCAUAUUGAUCAUCGACUUUGCUAAGAGCAAAUAAGUGUAUAUUUGUAAUAUGGAUUUUAAUUAUUUUUUUUUGUUCACUA